UGGAUUUGCGUUUGUUACUUUGAUCCGUGUGUGUGUGUGUGUUGUAUGUGGUUGUACCCGAGGUGUGGUAUUUGCGGUGGUUAACGAACGUCUCGUCAAAGAUAAGAACAAAUUAAAAAGGGCGAGCCGCUGCGUUAAAUAAAACAUCAUGCCUCUUGGACAUCUCCCCGCGUGUGUAAUAGAUGUAGGCACAGGGUACACAAAGUUAGGUUUCGCAACCAAUAAAGAGCCUCAACUAGUAAUACCCUCGGCUAUAGCCAUCAAAGAAACAGCAAAAGUUGGAGACAAUAGUGCAAGGCGUGUUACAAAAGGAGUUGAUGACCUCGAUUUUUACAUUGGCGAUGAAGCCUUCGAAGCUACGGGAUAUGCUGUUAAAUACCCAGUCAGGCAUGGCCUCGUGGAGGAUUGGGAUCUUAUGGAACGAUUCCUUCAGCAGUGUAUUUUCAAAUACCUCAGGGCUGAGCCCGAAGAUCAUUAUUUUCUACUGACUGAGCCUCCACUCAAUACUCCGGAAAAUCGAGAGUACACAGCCGAAAUUAUGUUCGAAUCUUUUAAUGUAUCUGGACUGUACAUAGCUGUGCAAGCAGUGCUUGCUUUAGCUGCUUCGUGGACAGCGAAAAAUCUAGAAGACAGAAGUCUAACGGGCAUUGUUGUCGACAGUGGUGACGGAGUUACUCACGUUAUUCCAGUGGCGGAGGGUUUCGUUAUAGGAAGUUGUAUAAAGCACAUACCAAUUGCUGGUAGAGAUAUUACGUACUUCAUUCAAAGUCUUUUAAGAGAACGUGAGGUAGGAAUUCCUCCCGAACAAUCGUUAGAGACAGCCAAGACGAUCAAAGAAAAAUAUUGUUAUAUUUGUCCCGAUAUUGCGAAGGAAUUCGCAAAGUUCGACAGUGAUCCUAGUAAAUUCCAAAAGUUCGAAGGCGUCAAUAAUAUUACAAAACAGCCCUUCGUCGUGGAUGUCGGUUACGAAAGGUUUCUCGGACCAGAAAUUUUCUUCCAUCCAGAGUUUUCAAACCCAGAUUUUACCACACCGCUCAAUGAAAUCGUCGAUGAUGUUAUUCAAAAUUGCCCCAUUGACGUUAGGAGGCCUUUGUAUAAUAAUAUAGUCUUGUCAGGUGGAUCGACAAUGUUUAAAGACUUCGGCAGACGAUUACAACGAGACAUUAAGAGGACAGUGGACGCAAGAUUAAAACUGAGUCAAAAACUCAGUGGUGGCCAUAUUACGCCAAAACCAAUAGAGGUUCGUGUAUUGUCACAUCAUAAACAACGCUGUGCAGUUUGGUACGGAGGUGCAUUAUUAGCUAGUGAUCCCGAAUUCUACCAAGUCUGUCACACUAAACAAGACUAUCAAGAAUAUGGUCCAGGAAUUUGCCGUUACAAUCCAGCCUUCCGUAGUAUGAUAUAAGGAUUUUAAAAAAUAGAAUAACGCCAAAGGAGCGCGUUAGUUUGAUCGAACGAUGAAACUUAAACCGACGACCUACCUAAACGAAUUUUUAAUAAAAUUUCGUUUGUUCUGCAUUUCGUAAAACUACCGACCGUGUCCAGGAACGAUCAAACGGGUCACUAAAAUCGUGCAAUUAAUUCUUACGUAAACUGCCCAGAGUAUUAGUGAACGUACAAGGAAGUCUUACAUCUGAUGCAUGAAGAUAAACUAACUGAAGAUUUUAAUCAAGUAACAAAAAAGAAAAAAAAUGAAGCCUGCAUUUAAAAGAGGGACUUUAGAUAAUCAAGGUAUUAUUAUUAAUUACUAUGGCUACACGAAUGACUAAAAUGAUUAAGUGAACUAUGAAAACAAUUGUAUAGAAUAUGUACAUACGAAGCGUGUGUUAAAAGAAUCAACUUUUUAAAAUAA
This is a messenger RNA of Leptopilina boulardi, 1852 nucleotides long. It is a transcript of the gene Arp3, whose product is annotated as actin-related protein 3. The transcript has 6 exons. Gene Ontology annotation, biological process: Arp2/3 complex-mediated actin nucleation. NCBI's taxonomy places the organism in Eukaryota, Metazoa, Arthropoda, Insecta, Hymenoptera, Figitidae. Gene Ontology annotation, molecular function: actin filament binding. The coding region runs from base 149 to 1405 and encodes 418 amino acids. The record is from RefSeq and is a predicted model, not a curated record. Gene Ontology annotation, cellular component: Arp2/3 protein complex; actin cortical patch.